Molecule: messenger RNA, 512 nt
Organism: Stegodyphus dumicola
Lineage: Eukaryota; Metazoa; Arthropoda; Arachnida; Araneae; Eresidae
Source: RefSeq, a predicted model, not a curated record
UACAAUCAGAUAAGUAUGUUUACAGGAGGAAAACAUCUCAAGAUGAAUGCAUUUUGGGUAUUUCUAGUGGCGAGCGCUGUUGCCGUUGCUUACUCUGAAGACGAUGAGCAAGACUCUGAAAUUGUCAUGAACAUUAAGGAUGUGGAAGCUAUUCAAGAGGAGUUAAAUCGGUUAGACUUUCUAGAAAAGGUACUAUUCUCAUUGAUACCGUCGGGAGCACCAAAGACUGAGCAACGGGAUGAUAAAUGCAUACCUAUUGGAGGCGAAUGCGCAUUUUGGUCAGGACCCAACUGCUGUGGAUUGAGGACUCGAUGCCAUGUCAUGGGCAAAAAAGUGAGCCCGAUGUCUAAACAUAAACCCGCCGUAUAUCGAAAUAUAUGCGACGAAUACAGGUUGGGUGUGUGGCUUGACGAUGCAGGCAAAUGGUUUAAAAACACUUUCGGCUAAGCACAUGAUAAAAGCAGGCAGUUGAUGAGUUUGUUUUGCAUUAAAUAAAAACUUUAAAAUUGUUA